AUGGCCACCUUGACUCCUGUCCCUGUGACUCUUCCUGAAGACAAAGUACCGACUAAAAGAGAUGUCAGAGACAUUAUCGGCACCUUUCUGACGAAAGAAUGGCCAUCCGUGGAUCCGGAGACCCUGACCAUGUCAUACCAUGCAUCGUUUGCCAACGCCCACUGUCCCGUGGAGCAACCGAAGCCGGCUAUCGGCGAACCUACCGAGCCCUUGAAGGUGUUCAUCAAAUUUCAUGAUGACACCGGAGGGGACCUCGAAGUCUUCAAGCAUCUAGCGCCAAGCAAGCAAGAGGAAGCGCUUCUCUGUUACGAGUACGGUCGGUCCGGACUGGGAGCCAAAGUCUACGGGUUCUUCCAGACGCGGGAUGGAACACUCGGGAGAAUCGAUGAAUUCCUGGACGCACGGAACAUGGAACCGGAGGAUGUGGAGAACCCAAUCAUCCGAGCGGAUGUUGCGAAAGGUCUGGCGAUCUUCCAUGCCCUGAAGACGUCGCUGGAGAAAAAGCCAGUGGAAUCAUACUAUGAAGCUGUCAUCAAUGGGCUAAAAAAGUACCACGAAAUGGACAAGUUAAAGGCACUUGGGAAAGAAGGAGGUGUCAGUAUCGACACACUGGUUAACUACGACUUUGGGACGAGGCUGAGAAAAGUGGUGGACAAGUUGGAAUCCAUAGGAGGAAAGUCAGGAUGGUGUAUCCACGACGUCCAGUUCAUGAACGUCAUGGUGAAAAAUGAUCCGAAGGAGGGGGAAAGCACAGUCGCCCUGAUUGACUUUGAGUUCGUGAUGCAGAACUACCGAGCAUUCGACAUCGGCGGGCACUUCAUGCAGAAGAUGUUUAAAUGGUUUGACGAGGAGAGCAGGAUAGCGGACUGCAGGAAAUAUUCAGAAGAGGAGAAGAGACACUUCUGUGACGAGUAUGCCAGGCAGUGGAACAAAGUGACGGGGGAUUCAGAUACCGGGGAUCAAGUGUUCCUGGAAUCCGAAUACGGAUAUUUGUUGGCCAUCACUUUUGACAUCCAUAACAUGCUGUGUUUCAUGGAUCAAAUCAAUGACAAGGAUCCCUUGAACCUGCUCGGACUAAACAAGCUGUUCGAUGAGUUUGUUAGUCAGUACGCCAAACUUAACCUAGAAGAUUGA
Messenger RNA from Penicillium cinerascens, 1134 nucleotides. RefSeq names its product kinase-like domain-containing protein. Gene Ontology annotation, molecular function: ethanolamine kinase activity; choline kinase activity. The coding region runs from base 1 to 1134 and encodes 377 amino acids. The transcript has a single exon. Lineage: Eukaryota; Fungi; Ascomycota; Eurotiomycetes; Eurotiales; Aspergillaceae. Gene Ontology annotation, cellular component: cytoplasm. Gene Ontology annotation, biological process: phosphatidylcholine biosynthetic process; phosphatidylethanolamine biosynthetic process. The record is from RefSeq and is a predicted model, not a curated record.